This is a messenger RNA of Capsicum annuum, 1626 nucleotides long. RefSeq names its product serine/threonine-protein phosphatase PP1 isozyme 3. The record is from RefSeq and is a predicted model, not a curated record. Lineage: Eukaryota; Viridiplantae; Streptophyta; Magnoliopsida; Solanales; Solanaceae. Gene Ontology annotation, molecular function: protein serine/threonine phosphatase activity. The transcript has 2 exons. Gene Ontology annotation, cellular component: cytoplasm; nucleus. Bases 339 to 1253 code for a protein of 304 amino acids.
CUCAAUUAAUAUAUCUGAGCUACACAAUAUAUUGUAAUUUUUUGAAACUUAUAUUACGCCUUACAAUUAUGGUCAAUCUAUGGUCUAAAGAUUGAUAUCUUUAUGAUUUUUCAAAGAUAAUUCCAUCCAUUAAUUUUUCUAUAUACCCUACCCACCCGACCAAGUUGAAACAGAAACCCCACCCACUUAAUAAAAAAAAACCUAACUCAUUUCUCCCUUCAUUCAAAUCACCCCACUGAAAUUAGGGGAAAGAACCCAAAAACUCAGCUAGGGUUCCGGCGAGCUCCAAUUGGUCUCGAAAAUCUCAGUGGAUUGAAGGAGGGUAGCAGGGGCGACUCAUGGACCCUGCAGCUGUUGAUAGGAUUAUUGAGAAGCUAUUGGAAGUUCGAUCAUCGAAGCCUGGCAAGUUGGUGCAGCUUUCCGAGUCUGAAAUCAAGCAACUAUGUGUUGCCUCUAGGGAUAUCUUUGUCAAACAGCCAAAUCUCCUUGAACUUGACGCACCCAUCAAAAUUUGUGGUGACAUUCAUGGGCAGUACAGUGAUCUGUUGAGGCUUUUUGAAUAUGGUGGUUUUCCUCCGAAGGCUAACUACUUAUUUUUAGGUGAUUAUGUAGAUCGUGGGAGGCAGAGCUUAGAAACAAUAUGCCUCUUGCUUGCCUAUAAGAUUAAGUAUCCUGAGAACUUUUUCCUGCUUAGAGGAAACCAUGAGUGUGCUUCUAUAAAUAGGAUAUAUGGGUUCUAUGACGAGUGUAAGCGCCGGUUCAACGUGAAACUAUGGAAGUCCUUUACAGACUGUUUUAAUUGUCUUCCUGUGGCAGCACUUAUCGAUGAGAAGAUAUUAUGCAUGCAUGGGGGUCUCUCCCCUGAUCUUUCUAGCUUGGAUCAGAUUCGAAACUUACCACGUCCAACUGCCAUCCCAGACACUGGUUUGCUUUGCGAUUUACUUUGGUCGGAUCCUGGUAAAGAUGUGAAUGGGUGGGGGAUGAACGAUAGAGGAGUUUCAUAUACCUUUGGCCCUGAUAAAGUUUCCGAGUUCUUGACAAAGCAUGACUUGGACCUUGUAUGUCGUGCCCAUCAGGUCGUGGAGGAUGGUUAUGAAUUCUUUGCUGAGAGGCAGCUUGUCACCAUUUUUUCAGCACCCAACUACUGUGGAGAGUUUGACAAUGCUGGCGCUAUGAUGAGUGUUGAUGAAAACUUGAUGUGCUCUUUCCAGAUUCUUAAGCCAGCUGAGAAGAAAAAUAAGUUUAUGAUGUGAGAAGAUGCUGAGGAGGUCACCUUCUUCCCUGUCGUUGGCAUAUAACGGGUGCUGAGUUGAAUAAAAAUCGUCCCUCUUGUUUACUAUUAUUAUUACUCGAUGAUGCCAUGUUCUUAGUGAUGUGGGAGGAUGUACCUGUUAUAAUCCAUCUCAGCAACAUCUGUAUUUCAGGAGUUUCACGAUAAACCAUACUUGGAGGUUUUCAGUAUAUUUUUGGGAGGAAAUCUUUUCGAAACUCGAAGGAUGUUCGGAUUAUAAUUAGAGUUUUCAUGGUAAAAAUGUAUGACGUUGCCCAGUUUGGAGGAUUGCAAAUUGUUUCGACAAUGUAUGGAUGGUGAACUUUACAUGUAGCAAGUAUUCAAAUUUUGUACCA